AACGCGUUUGGCUUUUUCGUUCUCAGAGACGCGGCGGUGGUCGCGAGGAGCGCGUUCACGCGGGUCCUUCUUCAUAAUUCACUCCUGAUGUUCGUCUUUCUCCUCUCUUUUAAUCCUUUUAGUCUAUGAAACGCCCGGUUCGGCUCCUCGCAGCCCAAGUUAAGGCUGUGGACCCCCCUCCGCGUCCGGCCGUAGCCAUGGUGACGUGCCGCUGGUGCCCCGGGCUGCGCACCCGCUCCUCGGCCUACACGCUGGCCCUCGGCCUGGGCUUCGUGACCCUGGGGACCGGCCGCAUCCUGCUGCUCAAGUUCUCUGCCAACGCCGAGAACAAGUAUGACUUCCUGCCGGCAUCCGUCAAUCUCCUCGCUGAGUUGCUCAAGCUGCUCUUCUGUCUGGCUAUGUCAGUCAGGGUCAUAGUCAAAGAGGGACGAUCGUGCAAAGAGCCCUGCUUCUCCUCCAGCGCCUCCUUCCUCAAUUCCCUGAAGUGGGCCGUCCCUGCUUUCCUCUACUUCCUCGACAACCUCAUCAUCUUCUACGUGAUGACUUACCUGCAGCCGGCCAUGGCGGUGUUGUACUCCAACUUUGUCAUCCUGACCACUGCGGUGCUCUUCAGAGUUGUUUUGAAGCGGCGCCUGUCGUGGGUUCAGUGGGCAGCGUUGUUCAUCCUCUUCCUGUCCAUCGUUUCCUUGACGACGGGAUCAGGGGUUAGCCAAAACUCCACAGCUCUGCCAGGGCUCCACUCGAACCCCCUCUCCACCCCGUCCAACUCCUGCCUUCUCUACACGCAGCUGCUGGAGCAGAUGAGGAACAGCAGUGCCAGUGAGUCGUGGGUGUCCUCCCUCCCCGCGCAGGCCUGGAGGGACACGUUGGUGCAGAAGCUGCGCUCCCUGGGUGUGGGUCACAUCCUGCUCCUCCUCCAGUGCUUCAUCUCCGCCAUGGCCAACAUCUACAACGAGAAGAUCCUCAAAGAAGGAGACCAGCUCACGGAGAGCAUCUUCAUCCAGAACAGCAAACUGUACCUCUUCGGCCUGGUGUUCAACGGUCUGACCCUCGGGCUCGGCACCGAGGCACGGGGCCUCACCGCGCACUGCGGCCUCCUCCACGGACACAACGUCUACUCUCUUGGUCUAGUGCUGGUCACUGCCGCCCUUGGUUUGUCUGUGGCCUUCAUCCUGAAAUUCAGAGACAACAUGUUCCACGUGCUGACGGGCCAGAUCACCACCGUCCUGGUCACCGCCUUCUCCCUCUUCCUCUUCGACUUCCGCCCUUCGCUGGACUUCUUCCUCCAGGCUCCCACGGUCCUGCUGGCCAUCUUCAUCUACAACGCCAGCCGCCUCCGGGACCUGGACCACAGCCUGCAGCAGGAAAGGCUGCGCGUCAUCAACGGGGAGGUGCUCGAGAGGUCCAGAGGGGACGGCGAGGAGCUGCAGCCGCUGACCAAGGGCAACGCAGACAGCGAGUCCGAGGAAGAGUCCUUGUAGCGGCGGCGCCCUCCGCUGCCGCCGACCUGAAGCUGCUGGAAAGACACCCGAGUGUUUAUUUUUGUCAGCUGGUAAACAAGGGAUCACAUGAUGAACUCUUGAGAUAAUUGAGCCCAUUGUGUAUAUUUUGAAAUGUGGUUUGAGAGUGCUGUCGUUGACCCAGUCGAAUGCAUCAAUGUGCCGGUUCAUAAUCCUCACUGUAUCUGCCUUACGGGAUCAUCAAGGCCUUCUAUUAUGGAUGCUUUAUUUAUAUGCAGCUAUUUGGUGACCGACGGGCUUCGUUUCCAGCGGACGUGUGAUUGUGUGACGCUUUAUGCAGGUUCUUGGUUGUAGUUGCCGUCGUUGGCAAUUCAUGGACAAUGUGAAAAACUGAAGUUCCAGCAAAGAAAUUCCAAACUACAACUUCAGAAAUACACGUGCGCACAACGGGACCCGUGUUUCCCCUGCUGGGUUGCGGGAUGAGUGCGUCGUCUUUAACGUGAACAGGAGCUAUGAGCAUUUUACACAAUUCAAAAGCUUGUGCCUGCAUUUCCGAAAAGCACAACAAAGUGCCUCUUGGUUCCCGAUUACAACUUUUUUUGUCGUAUGGUGUAAUAUUGACAUAAUUCAACUGUGAAGUACAAUAAAAAUAUAUAUGUUGGUUGGUUGUAGGGUGGUGUACGUGCCACAAAACGGCUUUAAUUUUGUCUAAAUAACACUAACUGUGAUGACAAUUGAAAUUGUAAUAUUGAUUAAAGGGUGGAAAGAAGGAGAA
Gasterosteus aculeatus aculeatus (three-spined stickleback) is the source of this 2235-nucleotide messenger RNA. The record is from RefSeq and is a predicted model, not a curated record. NCBI's taxonomy places the organism in Eukaryota, Metazoa, Chordata, Actinopteri, Perciformes, Gasterosteidae.